Molecule: messenger RNA, 2974 nt
Organism: Argiope bruennichi
Lineage: Eukaryota; Metazoa; Arthropoda; Arachnida; Araneae; Araneidae
Product: paired box protein Pax-6-like
Exons: 10
Coding region: 956-2269 (437 amino acids)
Biological process (GO): regulation of transcription by RNA polymerase II; anatomical structure development
Molecular function (GO): RNA polymerase II cis-regulatory region sequence-specific DNA binding; DNA-binding transcription factor activity, RNA polymerase II-specific
Source: RefSeq, a predicted model, not a curated record
CGGUGCGUGACACACGGGUGUCGAGGAAAAUUCCUGUUAUGUCGCUACGGUGUAAUGUAAAUCAUGCGUACUUAGAUAAAGCACUAGGCUCCUCCCCUGCCUACGAUUGGUCGCGUAGCGCGCAUUACCCAACCAAUGCUGCGGCGAGAAUUGCAUUUGGGCAAGCAUGAAGGGCGGGCAUUGGAUGAGCAGACUCGAACGGCGCUUAACAGUAAGCUAAGCGAUCAAAAUCGCACAGUGUUGGUCGCUGUGUUCUUCGGAGUUGCACAUGAACUUGGACUGUCUCCUUUGCCGACAAUAGAGGGCGCCAGGGAACAGAUUUGGUGCAAGGUGUUGCCACUGAUUCAAGGAGAUCGCGCUUCAACAAGAACUUAUUGUGCAGACUUUCGAAAGCAUAACUGCGAACCUUGAGUCAAGAGCAGUCAAUUAAAUAAACGCUUUGUUUUCAAAAUCAGUUUUCUUGAAUUUGGUAUACGACCAUCUGAUUGAAUUUUUCUUGCUACAGUGCACGUUCUCAGCGAAGAAAGAGUCUGGAUCUGCAGUGGUUGUUCGUGGAAUGACUCAUCAUCAUCAUCAUCAGUCUCUCUAGCUGCCAUCCUUCCAAACCGGCAGCCGUGUUGAUUUUGUGAAGAAAUUUCAAUUGGAAGAUAUCUCUUGGAGCACACGCCUGACAUCUUCUGCUUGCUAAAGGAUUCUGACGAUCGUUUUUGCGCAUCAUCACCCAAAUUAUUUGUUCUUCUGCACAUCGUCUACUUGUGGCUGCACCUGAGAUCGAUAUCCAGGUCUAAGUUCCAGGAACUUGUGAAUCAAUCGAAUUGCUUCUGUGACCAAUUAACGUUGGACAAGACAACCCUUCAGAGCUGUCUCUAUGAAGCCAUCCGUCUAACGCUGUGUCGGGUCUGACCCAUGCGGACAGUUGUUCCAGUCAUCUCUCUGCUCACUUCGUCGCGCGUUCAUGGACUUAAGCGUCCCCAAGCGGCCCAGCACACCCCCGCCGCCGGCCCCCCUGCGGCCGCUCUAUCAUCCGUCCUCUCCCGUGUCGCCACCGCUGACCGGCAUGGUGCACUUUCCCGCUCCUACCGCAACCUCUCCGCACAGGCCACCGCCAACCACCGGCCUUACCUCGUCGGCACCCUCGGCCGGGGUCUCCGUAGAGCCGCCUGCCUUCACGACGGGUCUUCUUCCCGGUAAUCUUAGUCCGCUGUAUUUAAAUACAAGACUCGGUGAGACUUUGCCUCAACCUAGGAUGGUCCACGAUUUUUCUCCAUAUGGGCUAAGACCCUACGACUUUGCUCGACAACUCCUUACCUCACAGACUGCAGUAAACAAAAUACUAGGUUCUUCAACCUCUCCUAUUACAUCUGUGCCCCUUUUGGCGAAUAGUCGAUAUUACGAGACAGGAUCUCUUCGUCCAGGUAUCAUCGGGGGCAGCAAGCCCAAAGUGGCCACACCCGUAGUCGUCGCCAAAAUUGAACAAUACAAGAGGGAAAAUCCCACCAUAUUCGCUUGGGAAAUCAGGGAAAGACUCAUAUCUGAAGGUGUGUGUACUAACAGCACGGCCCCCAGUGUGAGUUCGAUCAACAGAAUUCUCCGGAACCGGGCAGCUGAGCGCGCGGCCGCGGAGUUCGCCCGGGCGGCCGGAUACGGAAUGUACCACCCGUAUGCGGCUGCUGCGGCCUUUCCCUGGAGCGCUGCCGCUGCAGCAGCAGCUACCACGCCCCACAUGUGGCCCACUUUUCAUGCCGGAUCGGCCGGACCUCUUCCCACCGGAUCGCCAGUUGACCCCACAGCGAUGGCCGGACUCAAUCCCCUCAGAGACCAAAGGCAAUCGGCGGACAAAGAUCUGGACGAAUGCGCCAGUUCCGAUUCCGGAGACCGACCGAAAUUCCGCAGGAACCGCACCACCUUCAGUCCAGAACAGCUUGAAGUUCUGGAAGAGGAGUUCGAAAAGACCCAUUACCCGUGUGUCAGUACGCGAGAACGAUUAGCGGCCAAAACAAACCUUUCAGAAGCCAGAGUUCAAGUAUGGUUUUCUAACAGACGAGCAAAAUGGCGACGCCACCAGCGCAUGAACAUGAUGAAGCCGGUGAAUGGGGUCGUCCCACCUACAUCUCCGACCCCAAGCCUCAGCCCAGUGCCUUCUCCAGAACCACCCUCUAGUCAGCCCCAGCCUCCAAGACUGAUGGAGCACCUGCCCAAAAUGGGAGGCGAGAAUUCUGCUUUCACACCGGCUUCACGACAAACUUCUUCGUCGCCAUCUUCAGAAUGAAUAACUUUGCCAUGUUACUCUGACCUCAAGACAUCAUUGUUGGUGUGUAAUGACAAACUGCCAAAAGGCUGCUCUCUUCAUGAUGUGUAUUCAUUUACCAUAAUAAUCAUCUCACUCAUCGCCUCAUCGCAAACUUCAAAGACUGCACUGGAAUCAACCCAUUUUGUGGUCAGAUUCACAGAUGAACUGAUGCAAGAACUUUACAAGGUAACGACAGGAGUGUUUGCAUAAAUUUGGAAACUGCUACAGUUGUCAUAAGUAGUGAUCUGUAAAACCGAACAAGGAAAGUUCCUUCGGUAGUUAUGAAAAGUAUGUUAUUCUUGUAUAUUUCAUUUUAGAAUCGAAAAGGUAAUACCGCCAGACAAUUUCAUUUAUGUUCGGUUUUAUCAGAUGUGGAGAUGCGAAUUUUACUUCUGUAAUAUAUUUGUUCCGUGAAAGAUAUUCAGAAUUAAAUUUCAAAUCAGCUUAAUAAUUAAAUCAGGGCUUCUUAAACAAAGAGACUCGACCUUAAUGUGAAUGCGAAAUCUUUAACAGCAAAUGUUUUUAUCAAAUUUUUUAAGAAUAGAGUGAAAAAUAUUUCGGGCAACUAUCUUGAUUUGAAAUAUUACAUUGAACAUAUAAUAUUACUUUUAACAGAUGUAUUUAACUCAGCUGUUCUUAAAUUUAUGAUUAAUUAAUAAUUCAUUAUUUAUUUUGUUUCUUACA